This is a messenger RNA of Nymphaea colorata (pocket water lily), 3958 nucleotides long. RefSeq names its product pentatricopeptide repeat-containing protein At1g25360. Gene Ontology annotation, molecular function: zinc ion binding; RNA binding; protein binding. The transcript has 4 exons. The record is from RefSeq and is a predicted model, not a curated record. Bases 908 to 3403 code for a protein of 831 amino acids. Gene Ontology annotation, biological process: RNA modification. NCBI's taxonomy places the organism in Eukaryota, Viridiplantae, Streptophyta, Magnoliopsida, Nymphaeales, Nymphaeaceae.
CGCGCCGAGAAAAGAAAUCCGCCCUUCUGAGUCCGACUUUUUACAUGACGCCGGGUUCCUCCUCCCUACGCAUUUCUUCCUCCUCCGCAGAGACGCGCCUCCGCGUCGGAGUGCCGUCGACAUUUCCGUAAAGUCUUCUCUGCCCAUUCGGUCUACGCAGUUUGGUACAGGGGAAGCAAAGGCAAUACCAUGGAUACAGCUUCACUCAAGGCAACAGAUGGUUGGACUCAUCUGGGCAUCUGAAAGGGUGAUCUUGUUGCUUGGCCUACCAAUCUUGGACGCACGAGAGUCCUUGGCUUGUUUAUGUAUCUCUUAUUAAAUGCGCAACAACGGCUCUGUACAAUGGAUUUGCCAAAUUUGUGCAGUUAUCUAGCAACUGACUCUGAAUUGCUAAGGCUGCGAAAGGUUGCAAUGCUGGUAGUAGUUUUCAACUUUUCAUUGCUGCAGCAGCAUGAGAAUCAAUGUUUGGCUUCUUAACAGAAGUUGUAAUUACAAGUUAAUUCCCUGUGUUGGAAAAAUUGAUAGGUGGUUCAGCUCCACUGGGGAGGCAUCUCAUGUUGGUGAGUACCUUUGGUUGAUGGGAAGAGCUUGCCACAAACCAGUUGUACAGUACUGUGGUGGCAGUGCAGAAAUAGGUUGUGUUUUUGUUUCAGCUUCACUGGUGCAACCCCAAUAAACAGCUUGAUGUUAAAAAGGCAGAGCUUAGAGAUUAUUUCUUGGAAGAGGUUUUGGGUACUUUAUUUCAUGGAUUUUCAUCCAAAGAUUUUAUUUUUGUGGCCAUCAAACAUGGCCUUAGGUCUAUAUGCCUGUUAAGAAAUUCCACUGUGUUUCUAUUUCUGGACAUUCGUCUAAGAGUUGACAACCAUUCUCACAUCUUCUUCAGAAACCAUGAAUUUUGAUCUUGACCAUGAAGAAUGUGGCAUCUUUGGUUUCUGCAUGCUGGCUACCUUCCAAACGUCUGCAGCUAUUGUCUUGGAGCUCUGUAGCAGAAUCAGUUCUACCGCUUCACAUGGAAGAAGAAGUACCUUUCUUCGAUUUCUCUGGCGGAGGACACUGUUCAGAGACUUUGAGCAUGGUUGAUACUCGAGCUAUGGGACGCCGCUAUGCUGAAGAGUUACAGGACUGCAUUGAGAUGGGUUCCUGCUCAAAUGCGAGAAUCAUCCAUGCCCACAUCAUAACUUCUGGGUUCAAUGCCAGAAGCUUCAUCCUGAAUCGCAUCAUUGAUGUUUAUUCAAAGUUUGGAAGAUUGCACGAUGCACGUAAGUUGUUCGAAAAAAGGCUCCGCAGGGAUGUAGUUGCCCAUACGACGCUUAUCGCAGCAUACUCGAAGCAUGGGCAAGUGGGAACAGCAAGAGAAUUAUUCGAUGGAAUUCUCAUCCGUGAUGUUGUUUCGUACAAUGCUAUGAUUUCAGGCCAUGUUCAGAAUGGACAAGGUUAUUCUGCCAUACAACUCUUCCUUGAGAUGGCCAGGAAUGAAGUCCGGCCUGAUGAUUUUACGUUCACCAGUGUGCUUAGUGCCUGCGGUAGCGUAACAGAUAAGAACUCAGGGAUGCAGGUUCAUUCUCGGUUGGUUAAAGCUGGAUUUGGAAGAAUUGUGUCUGUUGGUAAUGCUUUGGUUUCGAUGUACAUGAAAUGUGACUUGGUGGCUUCUGCUCGUCAAGUAUUUGAUGAAAUGCCACAGAAAGAUGAGUUCACUUGGAUUACUGUCAUUACUGGUUAUGUCAAGUCCGGCAAUCUUGAAGCUUCUCGCCAAGUGUUUGAUGGAAUGACUAAAAAAUUUCACUUGGCUUGGAAUGCAAUUAUUGCUGGUUAUGCACAAUUUGGAUGUUACAGGCAAGCACUCGAAUUGUUUGGGACCAUGCUGGAGGAAGGGAUAAAGCUUGAUGAAUUCACAUUCACGAGUAUUCUUAGUGCUUUUGCCAAUUGCGGGUUCAUUCGGGAAGGUAUGGAGGUUCAUGGAUAUAUACUGCGUAGGGAAACAAGAUUGUCAUUGCAUGUCUGCAAUGCCCUUGUUUCAUUAUACACGAAGUGUGGAAAAUUGGAUGUUGCUAUGAAGUUGUUUAAUCGAAUGCCAGAAAGAGACCUUGUCUCCUGGAAUGCCAUUGUGUGUGGUUAUGUUGAUUCUGGUGAGGUUGAAGUGGCAAGGAAACUUUUUGAAAAGAUGAGCGAGAGAAGUGUGCUUACUUGGACUGUGAUGAUCUCUGGAUAUGCACAACAUGGAUAUGGUGAGGAAGCACUAAAGCUAUUUAACAGAAUGCAGCACGAGGGAACAAAGCCUUGUGACUUCACUUUUGCUGGUGCAUUUACUGCUUGUGCAACACUUGGAGCUUUAAGGCAUGGCCAUCAGCUUCAUUCUCAGCUCAUUCAACUUGGCCUUGAUUCGAGCAUUUCUGCUGGUAAUGCAUUGGUGACCAUGUAUGCCAGGUGUGGAGCUGUUGAUGCUGCCCAUCAAGCUUUCUGCACAAUGCCACAUGCAGAUUCAGUGUCUUGGAAUGCAAUGAUUGCAGCUCUAGGGCAACAUGGGUUUGGGGAAGAGGCAUUGGAACUCUUUGGGCAGAUGUUGCAUGAAGGAAUUGAACCUGAUCGUAUCACUUUCCUCACGGUUCUCUCUGCUUGUAGCCAUGCUGGUCUUGUGGAAGAAGGAUGCAAAUACUUCAAGUCUAUGAGUAAAGAUUAUGGCAUAAGGACUGGUUCAGAUCACUAUGCACGUUUCAUUGAUCUAUUAGGUCGGGCAGGACGAAUAACAGAAGCUAAAGAAGUAAUUGAAUCGAUGCCUACCGAGCCUGAUUCAUUUGUAUGGGAAUCACUUCUAGCAGGUUGCAGGAUUCAUGGCAACAUGGAACUUGGAAUUCAGGCAGCAGAGAAACUUCUUGAGCUGAGGCCAGAGCAUGAUGGAACAUAUGUGUUAUUAUCCAAUAUGUAUGCUGCAGUUGGCAAGUGGGGAGAAGUCGCAAGGGUGAGGCAAGUGAUGAAGGACAGAGGAGUGAAGAAAGAACCUGGAUGCAGUUGGGUUGAUGUGGAAAACCAAGUUCAUGUUUUUUUGGUGGAUGAUACUGCUCAUCCUGAGGUCAAAAAGGUCUACAUUUUUCUGGAUAUGUUGGGUGCAGCAAUCAGGAAGUUGGGUUAUAUACCUGAUACAAAGUUUGUGCUGCAUGAUGUGAAGCUCAACCAGAAAGAAUACAGCCUGUCAACUCACAGUGAGAAGCUGGCCAUUGGUUACGGGCUUCUGAAAUUGCCUGCGGAUUCUCCAGUUAGGGUCUUGAAGAAUCUAAGGAUCUGUGGGGAUUGCCACAAUGCUAUUAAGUUUAUAACGAUGGUGGUGAAGCGGGAGAUAAUUGUGAGGGAUGGAAAGCGAUUCCACCAUUUCAGAGAUGGAGAUUGUUCCUGUGGAAAUUACUGGUGACUCAGUAGCGGCAUCAGGAGCAUCGUAAUCCUCCUGGGUGCGUGUUUACUCCGGCAAUUCCUUGGAACGGGCUUUUUUACCCAUCUGAAUCUCUUGCGGUUGAAACAUAAGACGCGCCAGUAUGCAUGGAGGGUAAUUUCAGUGCCAAGGAACAAUGAACCUAUUAGCAUUGACAGGGCACCUCUAAAUGUGAUCUUCCUUGCAAGAAGUAAUGAUAGUCCUUGAGAAGAAUUAACAACGUUGCUUUAUCCUGUUAACGUGAGAUUUCCUAAAGCAAUAGAAAUGUGAUUUCGUGGUACUUACGGAUAGUUUGAUUAUAAUGCUGUUUAUUCACGACCUUCAUCAGAUGAGCGAAAAAACAUCAGUUUGAGAGGAGAUUUUGGUCAUCCAACAUGUUCAACAUGUUUCUGCUGGUGGCAACCACAGAGUUUUGCUACAUUCUAUGACAACAAAGGUGCUACUUGAGAGAGUGAUCCCUCUGUCUUCUUGGUGGUUUGUCUAGCCAACACUGUGAAGAGAUUUGGUAAAAGAAUCGAAUUGGCAGAAGUUCAGUUA